AUGGCCUGGAGAUCCAGCGGACUCAAUAACACGGACCUUGUGAACAAUUUGAGAAGUGAGUUUCUAAGUUAGAUUAGGCAAAGCAAACAAUUGAAAGAAAACGUGCGUAUUUCGUGUGAAAUUGGCGAAAAUAAGUAGUCUCCAGAAAUCCCAGAAAAACAAGGCGAAUAAUUUGGUUCCGUGUAAUUUGAGCCCAAAGACUGAGAAGAAAAAUGAAAACAAAUUUCGAAAUUUUAACGAGAAGCCUUUCACUGCCUAUUGAUUGGUUUUCCCUCAGAAAACGGCUGUUUUGCUGGCGAUCGAGUCGCCGAAGCCAUGAAGGCCGUUGAUCGCGGCGAUUUUUCGAAACGAGAUCCGUACCAGGACGCUCCGCAGAAACUGGGAUACAAUGCUACCAUCUCGGCACCGCACAUGGUACGAAAUUAAAUCAAAACCUAGUUAGCUAAAGUGUUUGCUACGAAAAUACUUGAAAAUCGAGUAAAAGUUUUACGUUUUUCGCGAAGAAAAAGACUGAAAGUCAAUUGAGCUCAAUCUCACACAAAACGAUCAAUGGCACAUUUUGACAGCACGCAGCUGCUCUCGAAUACCUCCAAAACCACCUGGUCGCUGGUGCAAACGUGCUUGACGUGGGCUCGGGAAGCGGAUAUCUGACGGCGUGCAUGGCCUAUCUGGUGGGUUUUUGGGGAAAAGCAGAAAUGCUCUGGAACACUUGUGACUUUUUGAGGUCGGAGAAACUGGACAUGUGGUCGGAAUCGAGCACAUUCCAGAAUUGGUCAAACUCGGCGAACAGAACAUCGGAAAGCAUCAUAAACAUCUGCUGGACAACAAAAACAUUGUGCUCAUUGAGGUGAGAAUUCAGAAUAAAACGACUUCUUGCACAAUCGUCAUCAUUUUCAGGGAGACGGUCGUUACGGAUACGAGGAGCGAGCGCCGUACGAUGUGAUCCACGUGGGCGCUGCGGCGAGAGGAGUGCCUCAAGCGGUACGUGAGUUUGUGGCGAAAAGGGAGAAGAAAUGGACAAAAAAGAAAGAAGAAACUCCUUCGUUUGUCCUUUUUUCCAAAGGAGCACAUGAUGCACACACGCACAAAUUGAAUCGUGAAUCGACGAUGAGGUGCUAAUCCGAAAGGCCGUCAGGCAACCCGGAAAUAAGAUGUUGAAACUGAAUCCACGUUGAAACGAUCAGGAAUUAGCAUAAUACGGUGUCGAAAAGUCGAAACCGAAACUGAACGAAUCGUGGCCAAUUUGAAAGUCAAAUUGCCGUCAAUUCAUGCGUUUUUUUUCGCAAAACUCUUUCCAUAAUUUCAGCUACUCAAACAGCUCGCCGAAGGGGGACGAAUGAUGAUUCCGGUGGAGGAGCCGGACGGAAACCAGGUCGGGAAACUGUUCGGGGGAGAGGAAAUGACAAUUUCGAAAGUUUACAGGUGUUCAAACAAAUCGACAAAAUUAACGGAGAAAUCCAGCAGAAAGUGGUUACAAACGUCGUCUACGUUCCACUCACGAAUCGCGAAGAUCAGUGGAAUGUUUCGUGA
Molecule: messenger RNA, 1530 nt
Organism: Caenorhabditis sp. 36 PRJEB53466
Lineage: Eukaryota; Metazoa; Nematoda; Chromadorea; Rhabditida; Rhabditidae
Source: the annotation of a GenBank genome assembly